Molecule: messenger RNA, 576 nt
Organism: Laccaria bicolor S238N-H82
Lineage: Eukaryota; Fungi; Basidiomycota; Agaricomycetes; Agaricales; Hydnangiaceae
Exons: 5
Coding region: 1-576 (191 amino acids)
Source: RefSeq, a predicted model, not a curated record
AUGGCGUAUCUUGUCCCCAUAUUUUUAUCACUCGUCUUGGCUCAGCGCGCGGCGGCACAGGUAUUUGGGCCGCCUUUCAAUAACACCAAUGGGUCUAGUGGAAGCUCUACAGGCGCUGGACUGGUCGUUGGGGUAACUUUUGCGGCACUCGCAGGUUGCAUCGCUAUCGCAUUCAUACUUAUCGCAGUGUUCACUUCUGAUUGCUGCCGCAAGAACCAUUCCGCGCCUCCUGCACAUCCCCAUCGCACAUUUAUGAAGCAUCGUCCGUUCUCUGGUAACUCUUGGCACCACUCAGGUCUCGAAGCCCAGCAUCCCGUUGGCACCUUGGGGUAUGGUCAUGAAUCCCCCUCUCAUGCGGUAGAUACGACCAAUACGGAGUAUCCCCCUGCGAACGCGCCUUUGCCUCCCCCGCCUUAUCGGAAUAAUUCAAAUCAAGGCGCUACGGAUGUGAGUGAUCCACAUCAAAACGCUACGCAUGAUUCUGAAUCGCCUCCUGCGAUUGAGGAAAAUGUGGACGCUCCGCCGCCUGCGUUUCCGAAAAAUUCUCAUCGCUGGGAAUUUUGGGGUCGCACUUGA